AACAUUUCCUGUUUGCCUCAGAACAGGUUUGUGCUGUGGUUGACGGAUAAGCACACCUUAGAAAAGGUAGGUGUGGGAUUACACUGAAGUUCUGCUUUAUUCUGCGUGUGUGGAUUUAGAGGACAAAACAUCGUGAAAACUUUUGAGACAGAGGUAACAGACACCUAACUUCAAUGACAAAAUGGAUUCUUUUAAAGGACCUUGCUGCCAUCGGAGUGCUCCUGUUGAGAUGGAUGAGAGCAUGACAUCCUCCAACCUGGACUUGGCCUGGCCUCCUCCUUGCCUACAGUGUGGCAGACAUACAGAAACCAGCAAAAUGCCGCAAGAACAUGGCAAUGAGCAAAUCAGGGGGGAAUCGCACAAUGCUGGCCGACGGAGAAUCCCAGAAAGCCAGUACCACCAUGAACCCAAAGAAGCCUUUCAUGCUGCUCCCCAACCUUGCUUGAUCCCCCCGACACAUUCAGGACAGAUGAGACACCCCGACCCUGCAGACUUUUGGCCUAAUGGUCUCAAUGAGCAAUUCCUGAGAUAUGAACGGGACUCCAUGGCGCACCACAGCAAAGACUUUGCAAGCGCUUCAAAGUAUCUCCAACAUAAUUCACUGGAAGAGGCAGAAAGCUUGGAACCUCCCCUUCCACUUGUCUCUGACAGUAACUACACCCACUAUGUCCGAUCACCAUAUUCUGCAGGACGUAUGACAGGCCCCAGACCCAUUCAGGAGAUUUUUCCUGGACAGUGUGCGUGCUGCCCUCCAGCAAAUCUGCCCCGUCUCACUAAUAAUUAUCAUUAUUAUAAAAAUGAUAACCCCAUGUAUCCACACCAGGGGCCUCGACACUAUCAGCAGUCAAGGAAUCCUCCCCGUAGUAGGUUGCAAAUUAAGGAUGGUCCAAAUUCCACCCAUGGAUCUGUCCAUCAGUGUGUGGCCCCUCUUGGUGAUGUUAUACAUGAGGUCAGUGUGCAACGCUCCUUCCAGGCUGAUCCAGGACCAGCGACAAGGGAGAUCCGGAAGACUGUCAGUCUACCCGAUGAGUGUCGCAAUGUUUUCAUCACAUAUUCUGUGGACAUAGCUGGAGAAAUGCUUCCUUUUGCCAAAUUUCUGACUGAUCAGGGAUUUGAACCAGCAAUUGACAUAUUUGAUAACCCACUCCGAAGAAUGGGCAUCACCAAAUGGAUGGACAGAUAUCUUAAUGACAAAUCAGUGCUCAUCAUUGUGGUCAUCAGCCCCAAGUACAAGGAGGAUGUUGAGGGAGAUGGAGAUGAUGAACAUGGCCUGCACACCAAGUACAUUCACAAUCAGAUCCAAAAUGAGUUCAUCCAACAAGGCUGCCUGAACUUCAGACUGGUACCUGUGCUGUUUCCUAAUGCAACCAAGAGACAUGUCCCAAACUGGCUCCAGAGCACCAGGAUCUACCGCUGGCCCCAGGACACCCAGGACUUGCUGCUGCGCCUGCUCAGGGAGGAGCGUUACAUCAUCCCACAGCGAGCGGCUGACCUCACCCUCACUGUCCGUCCCCUCUGAGGAAAACUGAAAAGGACAGAGACUGGGGAAUUAAUCUGUUUAAAGAAAAUGGUUUGUUUUGUCCAAACCUCACCAUAUUUACAUGUUUCAUAUGCCUUGAAGCAUGAGAAAGGUUUUUCUUCUAUUGCCUGUUUUUAGAUACAUAUCUGCUGUUUGUUCUAUUGAUUUAUGAUUUUUUUUUUUUUUACCUUGUUUCUAAUCUCACAACAUACUUUGAGAUAUUGUUCAGACCUCUUACUUGAAUAAUUACACUUACACUUUAUUACAAGUGGAGCUGUUAUAUGUGGGUUUUUCUUUUUUUUUUUUUUUAGUUUUUUUUUUUUUGGCCUUUUCUGGCUUUAUUGAUAGAACAGCUGAAGAGUGUGACAGGAAACAGGGUAAGAGAGGGAGAGUGACACGCAGCAAAGGGACCCGGGCCGGGAUUUGAACCCGGGUCCACUGCAGAGCCUUGGCACAUGGGUCCGAGCUAAGCAGCGCCCUGUUAUAUGUGUUUUUUGUUUGUUUGUUUUGUCGCCUUGACCCCCUUGGGCACUCAAUAUAUUAUAUUCCUUUUCUUUAUUACAAGCAUAAAACAAUAGUUUGCUGAUGUCUUGGUUGCAAACUAGCUAGCUAUUUCAAUUCAAUUCAAACUUUAAUUAAGACCCAAAAAAGUGUCUAUUACAAUCAAAAGAAAGCAAAAUAAAACAUUCAAGAUAAAACCUUUUUCGCCCAUUGAGUAAAACUGGAUUUGGCCACAGUAAGCCCCGCAACCCCUUAGGGUGGAAAAAGCGGCAAAAUCCUGCAACCCUCAUGGAUUAAGCAGAAAGAAAAUGGAACAGAACCUUUUUCGAAUCAUAGAUAUCAUAAAAUAGUAACUUUCAGUGUUACAGCAGGUGACAACUGUAUUGCCAAGUUGAAUAUUUAUGAGCUUUGUUAACAAUUUUGUAAUAUAU
Messenger RNA from Acanthopagrus latus (yellowfin seabream), 2451 nucleotides. Its product is annotated as E3 ubiquitin ligase TRAF3IP2-like. Lineage: Eukaryota; Metazoa; Chordata; Actinopteri; Spariformes; Sparidae. Gene Ontology annotation, biological process: humoral immune response; positive regulation of canonical NF-kappaB signal transduction. The transcript has 10 exons. Bases 182 to 1519 code for a protein of 445 amino acids. The record is from RefSeq and is a predicted model, not a curated record.